Diceros bicornis minor is the source of this 2189-nucleotide messenger RNA. RefSeq names its product leucine rich repeat neuronal 3 (gene LRRN3). The transcript has a single exon. Gene Ontology annotation, molecular function: protein binding. The record is from RefSeq and is a predicted model, not a curated record. Lineage: Eukaryota; Metazoa; Chordata; Mammalia; Perissodactyla; Rhinocerotidae. Bases 2 to 2128 code for a protein of 708 amino acids.
GAUGAAGGACAUGCCACUCCAAAUUCAUGUGCUACUCGGCCUAGCUAUCACUACACUAGUACAAGCUAUAGAUAAAAAAGUGGAUUGCCCACAAUUAUGCACUUGUGAAAUCAGGCCUUGGUUUACACCUAGAUCCAUUUAUAUGGAAGCAUCUACAGUGGAUUGUAAUGAUUUAGGUCUUUUAAAUUUCCCAACCAGAUUGCCUGCUGACACACAGAUUCUGCUCCUACAGACUAACAAUAUUGCAAAAAUUGAAUACUCCUUAGACUUUCCAGUAAACCUUACUGGCCUGGACUUAUCUCAAAACAAUUUAUCUUCAGUCACCAACAUUAAUGUGAAAAAGAUGCCCCAGCUUCUUUCUGUGUACCUGGAGGAAAACAAACUUACUGAGCUGCCUGAAAAAUGUCUGUCUGGACUGAGCAACUUACAAGAACUCUAUAUUAAUCACAACUUGCUUUCUACAAUAUCUCCAGGAGCUUUUAUUGGCCUACAUAAUCUUCUUCGACUUCAUCUCAAUUCAAAUAGAUUGCAGAUGAUCAACAGUAAGUGGUUUGACGCUCUUCCCAAUCUGGAGAUUCUGAUGAUUGGGGAAAAUCCAAUCAUCAGAAUCAAAGACAUGAACUUUAAGCCACUUAUCAAUCUUCGCAGCUUGGUUAUAGCUGGUAUAAACCUCACAGAAAUACCAGAUAAUGCCUUGGUUGGACUUGAAAACUUAGAAAGCAUCUCUUUUUAUGACAACAGGCUUAUUAAAGUGCCCCAUGUUGCUCUUCAGAAAGUUGUAAACCUCAAAUUUUUGGAUCUAAAUAAAAACCCCAUUAAUAGAAUACGAAGGGGUGAUUUUAGCAAUAUGCUACACUUAAAAGAGUUGGGGAUAAAUAAUAUGCCUGAGCUGAUUGCCAUCGACAGUCUUGCUGUGGAUAACUUGCCAGAUUUAAGAAAAAUAGAAGCUACUAACAAUCCCAGGUUGUCUUACAUUCACCCUAAUGCAUUUUUCAGACUACCCAAGCUGGAAUCACUCAUGCUUAACAGUAACGCCCUUAGUGCCCUGUACCAUGGUACAAUUGAGUCUCUGCCAAACCUCAAGGAAAUCAGCAUACACAGCAAUCCCAUCAGGUGUGAUUGUGUCAUCCGUUGGAUUAAUAUGAACAAAACCAACAUUCGAUUUAUGGAGCCAGAUUCACUGUUUUGCGUGGACCCUCCUGAAUUCCAAGGCCAGAAUGUUCGGCAGGUGCAUUUCAGGGAAAUGAUGGAAAUUUGUCUCCCUCUUAUAGCUCCUGAGAGUUUUCCUUCUAAUCUGGAUUUAGAAGCUGGGAGCUAUGUUUCCUUACACUGUAGAGCUACUGCAGAGCCACAGCCUGAAAUAUACUGGAUAACACCUUCUGGUCAAAAACUCUUGCCUAAUACUCUGACAGACAAGUUCUAUGUCCACUCUGAAGGCACACUAGAUAUAAGUGGCAUAACCCCAACAGAAGGGGGUUUAUAUACUUGUAUAGCAACUAACCUGGUUGGUGCUGACUUGAAGUCUGUUAUGAUCAAAGUGGAUGGUUAUUUUCCCCAGGAUAACAAUGGAUCCUUGAAUAUUAAAAUAAAAGAUGUUCAGGCCAAUUCAGUCCUGGUAUCUUGGAAAGCAAGUUCUAAAAUUCUCAAAUCCAGUGUUAAGUGGACAGCCUUUGUCAAGACUGAAAAUUCCCAGGCUGCCCAAAGUGCUCGAAUACCAUCUGAUGUCAAGGUAUAUAAUCUCACUCAUCUGAACCCAUCAACUGAGUAUAAAAUUUGUAUUGAUAUCCCCACCAUCUAUCAAAGAAACAGAAAACAGUGUGUAAAUGUCACCACAAAAGAUUUGGACCCUGAUCGAAAAGAAUAUGAAAAGAGUAACACCACAACACUUAUGGCCUGCCUUGGAGGCUUUCUGGGGAUUAUUGGUGUGAUAUGCCUUUUCAGCUGCCUCUCUCGAGAAAUGAACUGUGAUGGUGGACAUAGCUAUGUGAGGAAUUACUUACAGAAACCAACCUUUGCAUUCAGUGAGCUUUAUCCUCCUCUGAUCAAUCUCUGGGAAGCAGGCAAAGAAAAAAGUACAGCACUGGAAGUAAAAGCAACUGUUAUAGGUGUGCCAACAAAUAUGUCCUAAAAACAAACAACUAAACCUACUUCAAAGAAAAGCUCAAAACUGUGGUUGCGCUUUAAAAAAA